Marmota flaviventris (yellow-bellied marmot) is the source of this 1232-nucleotide messenger RNA. It is a transcript of the gene Capg, whose product is annotated as capping actin protein, gelsolin like. Gene Ontology annotation, molecular function: actin filament binding; phosphatidylinositol-4,5-bisphosphate binding. The record is from RefSeq and is a predicted model, not a curated record. Gene Ontology annotation, biological process: barbed-end actin filament capping; actin filament severing; central nervous system development. NCBI's taxonomy places the organism in Eukaryota, Metazoa, Chordata, Mammalia, Rodentia, Sciuridae. Gene Ontology annotation, cellular component: actin cytoskeleton; cytoplasm.
UGAGAGCUGGGGCGGGGCUGGCUGGGAGAAGUAGAGAGCAAAGCGGAGCAGCAGGAGCAGGAACAAGGCGAGGUCCGGAGACAGCAUGUUCACGCCCAUCCCCAAGAGUGGCUCUCCAUUCCCGGCCUCCGUGCGGGAUCCUGGCCUGCACGUGUGGCGGGUGGAGAAGCUGAAGCCGGUGCCUGUGGCGCGCGAGACCCAGGGCGUCUUUUUCUCGGGGGACUCCUACCUGGUGCUGUACAACGGCCCGGAAGAGCUCUCUCAUCUCCACCUGUGGAUAGGCCAGCAGUCUUCCCGGGACGAGCAAGGGGCCUGCGCUGUGCUGGCCGUCCACCUCAACACCCUGCUGGGGGAGCGGCCCGUGCAGCACCGGGAGGUGCAGGGCAACGAGUCUGACCUCUUCAUGAGCUACUUCCCGCGGGGCCUCAAGUACCAGGAAGGUGGUGUGGAGUCAGCAUUCCACAAGACCUCCCCUGGGACGGCCCCGGCAGCCAUCAGGAAGCUGUACCAGGUGAAGGGGAAGAAGAACAUCCGGGCCACGGAGCGGGCGCUGAGCUGGGACAGCUUCAACACCGGGGACUGCUUCAUCCUGGACCUGGGCCAGAGCAUCUUUGCCUGGUGUGGUGGGAGGUCCAACAUCCUGGAGCGCAACAAGGCCCGGGACCUGGCCCUGGCCAUCCGGGACAGCGAGCGGCAGGGCAAGGCCCAAGUGGAGAUCGUCACCGAUGGGGAGGAGCCUGCUGAGAUGAUCCAGGUUCUGGGCCCCAAGCCUACUCUGAAGGAGGGGAACCCUGAAGAAGACCUCACAGCUGACCAGACGAAUGCCCAGGCCGCGGCUCUCUACAAGGUCUCUGAUUCCACUGGACAGAUGGACCUGACCAAGGUGGCCGACUCCAGCCCCUUUGCCCCUGAGCUGCUGGUGCCCGACGACUGCUUCGUGCUGGACAACGGGCUCUGUGGCAAGAUCUACAUCUGGAAGGGGCGAAAGGCUAACGAGAAGGAGCGGCAGGCGGCCCUGCACGUGGCGGAAGGCUUCAUCUCCCGCAUGCAGUAUGCCGCAAACACUCAGGUGGAGAUUCUGCCCCAGGGCCGCGAGAGUCCCAUCUUCAAGCAAUUCUUUAAGGACUGGAAGUGAGGGUGGGCGUCCCCCUGCCCCUGCCUGCCUUUGUGUGCUCAGUGUUGAGAAGCCCCGCUGACUUCAAUAAAGGAAACCAGUGCCUUCCCCACUCUCC